AGGUUCACAAUGGAUCAACAGCCUUAUGGUUGAGGAGUAAAUAACCUGGUUGUGUAGGACUUGAGGCUCCUGUAGCACCUCCCUGAAUGCAGCAGCAAGUCAGGAGCAUGGUCUGGAUGCUGGAGGUCCUUGAUGGAUGCUGAUUUCCUGCGACAACGCUAAGGCCAAGAUGAAUUCAACACACGCCCAUGUUGGGGAGAGUGCCAGCUUCCAAUUCAAAGAUUCCUUAACUAAUUGUCUGCAGGCUAAGCGAGAUCUUGAAACAGCCAUCAACAAUAUCAUUCAGGCUGAAAAGGAAAUAAAAGCAAACAGCAAUGAGGUAAAAUUCCAAAUUCAUAGUUGUAUCAGCCGUCAUAUGGAGUGCCUGCGGAGUAGGGAGGUUUGUCUCUUGGAGCAGAUUGACCUUGUUCAACAGCUGAAGGAGGAAUCCCUGCAGCAGCAAACUCAGCAGCUCUAUUGGCUGCUUGGUCAAUUCAAUUGCCUUAUUCAUCAAUUGGAAUAUCCCCAGAAUAGCCAUCCAACAAGUGAAGUUACAGCCUGCCUGGAGAGAUUGAGGAACCUGGCCCUAAAACCAGAAGAAUCUCCAAUCCUGAAUUUUGAAGCUGAUGUCCCUUCACUCCGCCAAGCCAUUACAAGCUUUGGGGCCAUUAAAACUCCGGGUUCAGAAAAGGACUGCAAGAGUACUUGUGGCAUGUCAGUUGAUCUGGAUUACUGCUUUGUACCAAUGCUAGCAAAGAAAACAUUCCCCAAUGGUAAUGAAUGCCCGCUCGCUGACUGGCUGUGUAGCCCUCCAGUGAAGCGGGUGCCAUUCAUAAACAUAAACUAUCCACUGAAGCCGCCCAGCCAGACAGCAUCAAAUGUUCGAGCUUGGGAAUGUCAACAGGGCCUUGACCACUCGCUGUCUUUAAGUAACCAAAAGAGCAAUCCAGCUGAGAACACUGCUACUCAACAAUCCACCCAGACCACCAGCAUCUGUAAUCUGGUACCAAAGGACCCAGACUACUACAGAGAGCAGGCUUGGGGUGAUCGACGGGGUCUUGAGCACUGGCUGCUUACUAGCGAGCUGAAGAAUGAAGCUGCAGAGAAGAAUGAAACUGCAGAGAAGAAAACUUCACAACAGUGCAUGAGUUCUGCCCGUGAGGUCCAAGUUGAUCUUAAUUACUAUAAAUUACAGGCUUGGAGGCAUCGUCAGGGCCUUGAGCACUGGCUUCUUCCUGUUGAGCAGAAAUCCAAACCUGGCAAGGAAGUUCCUACACGUGAGCGUUCUGAAUCAUCUGGUAGUUCUUCCAGUUUUGAGUUAAUAGAGCAAUUUGAUAUGGAGAUUGUGGACCAAGAUGAGAAAGAACCGAGGGCACUCACUGGAAAAAUGAGUGGCUCCAAUUUGAAGCGCACACAUGCUGAAAAAUUGAGUGGCAGCAAUGACGAAGAUGAGUGGAAAUCCAUAACUCGGCCUUUCAGAGAGAAGUUUAAUGCCAGUGAGUGGCUUAUGUCUAGCAAGUCUGAUUCCUGUGUCAGUUGCUGUGGAGUUAAAACAAAAGGAAUAGAAAUCGAAAAUCUUGGAAAUUUGAAGUGCCUGAGUGAGCACCACAAUUCCAAAAAGUCACCGCCUCCUUCACCAAAUGCUGCUCGGCGAGUUCAGCAAUCCAUGUUGCCAAUUCAAGUGGCUGAUGUCUGUAAGGCUAAUGAGCAAUGCAGUAGCUUCUCUGAAUGUGUGUGUGGACGGAGUUGUGAAAAGGAAGCAAUCAAUGAGUGGCUUCUCAAACAAGGAGGGAAGGACAAGAAUGGAGUGCAGACAGACCAGCCGAACAAAAGUAUUACAGCACCAGAGAAGGUCGAAUUAGAGCAGUGGCUGUAUCCCUUGUCAAAAUCAGAAAGACAGCUACUUACAGAGUCUUCUGUCAAUAUUCCUGUAAAGUCACUGGAAGACUUGAAGUUAGGCUCUCCAUUCAACACUCGUAUGAGUCAAGUGGAUAAGUUGAUGUCCAAAAAAUACGAGGAUACUGAGAAAGGAGCUGAGCUUGAAGUGGAAAAUAAAUUUUUGUUACACAAGAAAACCCAUGGAUUGAAUGGUAUCUCUGAAGUGUCCAAUCUUGUAUCUAAUCUGAGCCUUUCUGCUGGUCGAGAGAAGCUUCUGGUGAAGGAUCAACCUAAGUCGUUUGAAAGUUUGCUUGCGCCCUUUAAGGAGCCUUUUGAUCCAGAGAAAUGGCUCGUUAAAGGUUCUCACCAGUUCAGGCUCGGGAAAAAGAUUGAACAAGGCCCAAAGGAAGCUCGUACUCCAGAGCUUAGUGGAGUGUGUUGAUUGUAAGAAAUGACCAGACAUGGAGUCUCUGUUAGCUUUGAACCAUCCGUGCUACAGAUGAAUUGAUUGACUGGCUUUUAUUCUGGAGUGACAUCAGACACAUUUACCACCUCAGAUUAUGCUGAAUUCUUUGCUUCUGCCUUGAA
Messenger RNA from Hypanus sabinus (Atlantic stingray), 2445 nucleotides. It is a transcript of the gene ncoa4, whose product is annotated as nuclear receptor coactivator 4. The record is from RefSeq and is a predicted model, not a curated record. The coding region runs from base 137 to 2299 and encodes 720 amino acids. NCBI's taxonomy places the organism in Eukaryota, Metazoa, Chordata, Chondrichthyes, Myliobatiformes, Dasyatidae. Gene Ontology annotation, molecular function: transcription coactivator activity. Gene Ontology annotation, biological process: intracellular iron ion homeostasis; response to hormone. The transcript has 13 exons.